Messenger RNA from Benincasa hispida (wax gourd), 1083 nucleotides. Lineage: Eukaryota; Viridiplantae; Streptophyta; Magnoliopsida; Cucurbitales; Cucurbitaceae. The record is from RefSeq and is a predicted model, not a curated record.
AUGGCGGAGCAACCGGAAGACAGAGCACCGAACACAAAUAAUAUCAUGGCGAACCCCAUUCUCUUGGUGAACGAUCGCAAUAGUCCCAAAUCCGGGACUAAUGUGUCGCCCACCUUUACGAUUUCUCACCAGGAAUCCAUUUUGGGAGGGGGGGCCAGCCUUGGGACGAUUGAGGUUCGAGAUGAAGCCGGUGAUGCUUUGCAGCUGAUUCAAACUUGCAGGACAGUUGCAAGAAGAAAACAAGAACAUAAGGACGAGGAGUUGAUUGUGAUGUUUAAAAAGGUUCAGACAAACAUUCUCCUCUUGAACGCGAUCCAGCAAAUUCCCAGAUAUGCUGAAUUCCUCAAGGAACUGUGCACCCAGAAGAGGAUAGGUAAGGAUAAGGAACGGGUUGUGGUAAGUAAGAAUGUAUUAGCUCUUGUUAAACAAAAUAUGCCUAGAAAAUGGCGAGACCCAGGUAUAUUCACUUUACCCUACAUUAUUGGUAAUAGAGUCAUUCGUCAUGCUAUGCUUGAUCUAAGAGCCUCUAUUAAUGUCAUGCCUUAUCAUGUGUAUGAGGAUCUCAAUUUGAAUGAUUUGCAAAAACCUACUAUGUGCAUCCAAUUAGCUAAUAGAUCUUAUAUCCAGCCUCUAAGGAUAGUGAAGGAUGUGUUAUUGCAAGUUAGGGAUUUGAUUUUCCCAGUUGAUUUCUACAUUUUGAAAAUGGAUGAAAUUUCCACUCAUUCUUCUUCUACAAUUCUGUUAGGAAGGCCCUUUAUGAAAACUGCAAAGACAAAAAUAGAUAUUGACAAAGGCUGUCUUUCUAUAAAGUUUGAUGGGGAAUUAGUUUCAUUUAACAUGUAUGAUGCCAUGAAAUUUUCUAAGGAAUAUCUGUCGCUAUGUAUGAUUGAGGUGCAUGACUUAUUAGAUGAUAUUAUAUUGCAUGAUGGUAGUGAUGACUCUUACAUAUUGAUUACUCCAUGUAUUGAUUUGGAUUCUCAUGACUCGCAUGAUUUAUCUCUUUCUGUUGUUGAUGUUAGCAACCGAAGGAAUCUUCUUCUGAUUUUGAUAUUGUUGGUUUACAUGUACAAAGGAUUGAGCUAA